GUGACUCCGCAGCAGCUGCAGGCGAGUGGCUGGGUCGACGGCAUCGGCGGCGCCAUCGCGGCAUCGGAGCAAGGAACCGUUGCGCCGCCAGAGAGGGCCAUCGACUACACCGCGAUGUGCCCUUUCCUCGCUGCUGGAUCGCAGAUUGAAGUCAUCGCGGAC
Molecule: messenger RNA, 162 nt
Organism: Prorocentrum cordatum
Lineage: Eukaryota; Dinophyceae; Prorocentrales; Prorocentraceae
Source: the annotation of a GenBank genome assembly